UGGUGUGUCGUCACGACUUCUGCCUUGGAAAGCCUCGAGGCGGGAAUCCACUGGAGUGAGAGCAGCUUCUGUCUUGAUUUAGCUCACCUGUAAAAUCCAUCCGUAUGAUGCCUGCAUAUCAGCUCAACUGGUACACUAUACCACCAAAGUGACACAGCUUACCCAAAAUAAACCCUCAACCUGGUGAUAAAAGUUGUGGUUGUCGGAAAGUGUUACUAAGAGUCAAUGGAUAUUUAACCCGUUUAGAAAUGACGACACUGGAUGAGGCUGAUCAUGACGUCACGUCCGGUGAUCCUGAGCAAAGAAAAACCUCUGACCAUGUGGACAGUGGCUGUGCCAGGAACUGGUCAAGAUUCAAAGGUAUACGAAACUGUCAUGGCAAGCUGAGUGAAGUAGUGUCAUCUGUAUUCAAGGACAGUGACCCCCCUCGACACAGGACCACCUCGGAGAGUGACAUCUCCAGACAAGUGAGUCAUCUCCAGAAGGAGAUGGAGAAACAGAGUGAGGGGCAGGCAAGCAUUAAGCAGAGCCAUGACGAACUGAAAAAGACUGUGUUGGAACUCAAGGACAGUGUAACAUCUCGAUCUUGCAGCGUCGGUGACAUCUUCUCUCAGGAAGGACCUUAUUGCACAUCAACGCCAGCCCCUCGCAGGGUGUUCUCUCGCACCAGCAGCUCCACCAGUGUUCCUGCUUUCUGUUUCACAUCUGGGACCACCUCGGACUUCAGUGAGUUGUCCUCAUGCAACUCCGGCUGUACCAAGUCAAUGGACAUCUUGCGACAGAGGGACACUUUGGAGACGUGCCUGUCAAGAGAGAUGCUGAGGAAUGUGGAAAGGCAUUUGGAAGAUGUUAAACUCAGAGACCAGCAGCUUUCAGACGAUAUGGCCCAACUGAUGGCACGCGUGAAAGACCUCUGGCGUCUGAAGACUCGGGACAAACGUAACCGUGGAAGUUACCACUCCUUGGUGAAUGCUGACCACAGAACAGAUCCCCUGCCUCCUCAUAUCCAAGCCUUUUGUAUGAAACUGGAAGAUGUCAUACACGUCCGUGUGAGUGACCUGGCGAGAUAUCUCAACGUGUCUGACAUGGGAAUUCUGGAGGGUAACAACGCAUCCUAUAGGAGCCUGUUCUGGGGGGUAAUACAGCAAUGGAACAUGGAAUGUCAAGCUAGAGGUUCACCUGCACUGCUGGAAACGCUCAUAGAUGCAUGUCAGAAGUGUGGCGUUCAGCAUCCAUUAAAAGUGGAGCCAAUGCCAGUGCAUCACCGCCGGAUCCUAGAGCAGAACUACUCUUUCCUGGCCGAGCAUGUGAUGGUUCCUCUGUUACUCACGUAUCUCAGGGACAGUGGAUUCCUCACAAACGAUCUCGUCCAGUAUGUGCUGCAGCCGGACCCCAGACCAGAUAAGGUCCACCGACUGGUGGACAUCAUGACAGUUUUCGGCAAAAAGUCCCUUAACCUUCUGCAAGAUGCCCUGAGAAGGUCAGAUCAGGGUCAUAUUGCCGAUAUGUUGGUCUGCCGGGAUGAUGAAGCGUUUGAACCAGAUCAGACGGCCUCGGCUCUACCCAGUGAGUCAGUUCGCCUCCAGGAGAGCCUAAAGUGCCAGUUGAAGGAACUGAACAUCUCCACAGAUCAGAUCAGGAGGCAGAAGGAGGUGUGUCAGGUACCCUCGUGGAAGCUGUGGUCAGGACUGUUUCUCAACUUGGAGGUGUCAGUGAAAAUCCCCCACCACACUGUAAAUAGUCUGAGGCUGCUUAUCGAGGCUAACCAUCUGCGGAAUUUUAAACACGAUCAUAUUGUUCAGCUGUUUGGUGUCAGCAUGCAGACAGACCCUCCAUGGAUCAUCACUGAGUCAGUCACUGGGAACCUGCUGAAUCACAUCCGGGGUAUGCAAGGGAUGGAGGUCAGCGCUUCAAUAAUACUUGGAAUGGCAACUCAGCUGAGCAGCGCUAUGGUUCACCUGGAGGGGAAGGAAUGCAUCCAUGGGGACUUGCGAGCUGAGAACGUACUGAUGACCGACAAGAAAACCCUCAAGGUUGCCAACUUUCAUGUCACGAUCCCUUCUGACAAGACUGAUGAAAUGGCUAACUACAGCAGAUGGUCAGCUCCCGAGGUCAUCAACUCAGGGGUGAGGUCCACCAAGGCGGAUGUAUGGGCCUAUGGUAUACUGUUGUGGGAACUCGUCACCCUGGGAAUGGUUCCAUAUCCAGAUUUUGCAAUCGACCUUAUGGCGGACAAGGUUCUUCGGGGAUACGUCAUGCCUCAUCCACGUCCACAAUUCCAAGCCCCCUUCGUCAUAUUUGACAUCAUGAAAAGGUGUUGGAGAUAUCAUACUUCUGAAAGACCAAACUUUAAAGAAGUGGAUACUGAGCUCACAAAUUGUCUGGAAAAACGAAACCUUGGACGAGAGCGCCCAAGACAUAACAUGCUGAACAGAGGGUCACGUCGCUCGAGUGUGGACAGUCGACGUGACUCCGUCAGACGCCAACGUAGGAUCCGACAGAAGAAGGAGACGCAGGAGGGGGUGUUGAAUGAAGGACUACAUGUGCCCAUAGGUGCCCAGAAAUAUCCUGAGAAGGAUGAUUGCACGAAGAAGGAAGAGAAGAUGAAGAAGAAAAGCAUAUGGGAGAGAUUGGGACUGGUUAGGAAGAAGAAGAAAUAAACAUGUCCAUUUUUCAUACUUCACAUAUGAUAUCAUUGUGCAUAGUUUUCUCAUGAAAACGAUUUUGUCGCUUUUAUAUUCAACAUGACCUCAACUGACCUCUUAUCAGGCAUGUCAUCGUAUCAACAUUCAUUUCAACAUUCCAUACAGCUGUCAACAUUCAUUUCAACAUUCCAUACAGCUGUCAACAUUCAUUUCAACAUUCCAUACAGCCGUGCAGAUAUAGAAACCGAUUGCACAACACAGUAUUUCGUGAUGAUUGCUCACAUUGAAAAGAUAGUUAAUACAUUGUGUUUUAUCAACCGUACCCUACCAAGCUGAAUUUGUACAAACCAUUUCAGUACAUAUUUACACUCUCGACAAAAUGGCAAGAACUGAUAUAAUUGUACAAUAUGGUGGUCUAUUGCCAUUGCAAUGUAGCAGGCCACUGGAAGUUCCGAGAUAAUAGUUUUACUGUAUAGAUUAUGAAGUAUUGUACUGCAUUUAUUUCGUAUAUAUAUAUAUAUAGAUA
Molecule: messenger RNA, 3171 nt
Organism: Haliotis rufescens (red abalone)
Lineage: Eukaryota; Metazoa; Mollusca; Gastropoda; Lepetellida; Haliotidae
Exons: 15
Coding region: 249-2660 (803 amino acids)
Biological process (GO): protein phosphorylation; regulation of apoptotic process
Molecular function (GO): protein tyrosine kinase activity; ATP binding
Source: RefSeq, a predicted model, not a curated record